CAGUACUCACCACCACACCCCUGAAUUAUACACCCGAAGUCUCCAGCCCACCCGAAACACAGUGUCCGAUUGGUUCUGGGCUUCACUUGGGCGGUCUCUCCCCAUCUCCGUCCUUUCCUCCCCGGUCAUCUCCUCCAUUGCGGGUUGACAGACUCAACUAUUCGUUUCACCGGUUGUCUUCCUAACUUUUUCCGACUUCCGAUGCAUAUGUACAUAGAUUUUUACUCUUAAAGGCCACAAUUACGUACCCCUCAAGAUACAGCGUUUGGGUUCAGGGGGUGACUUGCCCCCUGCUGGCGAGUUCAACCCUUUCCCUGUUGCUCGGAGGGUGAAUUCCUUCCAAGCGAUUGCAAUGGAUGAUGCUAUGGAGAGUGGUAACUUGGGGCCUUACCAAGACAGGCCAAGGAUAUUCCCCAACAUGCGUACUAAACCUUACACACCAUUGAUAUUUCGUGUAAUCAAGAGAAUUAAUGUCCGUAUUCUAUUUGUGCUUCUACUUCUUGGACUCGGAGCAAUCUUCUAUAUUGGUGCUAGUACCUCGCCAAUUAUUGUAUUCGUGUUCUCAGUUUGCAUUAUUAGUUUUGUGUUAUCAAUGUAUCUCACUAAGUGGGUACUUGCAAAGGAUGAGGGACCUCCUGAGAUGGUCGAGAUAUCAGAUGCUAUACGUGACGGAGCUGAAGGCUUCUUUAGGACUCAAUACGGAACCAUAUCCAAGAUGGCAUUCUUGUUAGCAGUCAUUAUCCUUAGCAUAUAUAUGUUCCGCAGUACAACACCUCAGCAAGAAUCUUCUGGCUUAGGGAGAUCAAUGUCUGCCUAUGUCACUGUUGUGUCCUUUCUUCUUGGGGCUUUAUGUUCUGGUAUUGCUGGUUAUGUUGGGAUGUGGGUGUCUGUACGUGCUAAUGUGAGGGUCUCAAGUGCGGCAAGGCGGUCUGCGAGGGAGGCACUGCAGAUUGCUGUUCGUGCCGGUGGUUUUUCUGCCAUGGUGGUUGUUGGUUUGGCUGUAAUAGGCGUUGCUGUACUUUAUUCCACACUUUAUGUUUGGUUGGAGGUGGAUUCACCUGGGUCAAUGAAGGUCACUGACUUACCUCUUCUCUUGGUUGGGUAUGGUUUUGGGGCUUCAUUUGUUGCCCUUUUUGCUCAAUUGGGUGGUGGAAUAUACACGAAGGCAGCUGAUGUUGGUGCUGACCUUGUUGGAAAAGUGGAGCAGGGAAUUCCUGAAGAUGAUCCCCGUAAUCCUGCUGUUAUUGCUGAUCUGGUUGGAGACAAUGUAGGCGAUUGUGCUGCCCGGGGUGCAGAUUUGUUUGAAAGCAUUGCUGCAGAGAUAAUCAGUGCGAUGAUACUUGGAGGAACAAUGGCUCAACGGUGCAAGAUUGAAGACCCAUCUGGAUUCAUUUUGUUUCCUCUUGUUGUUCACUCAUUUGACCUGGUGGUAUCAUCUGUGGGAAUACUAUCCAUUCGGAGUAAACGUGAUGCUGGAGCAAUUGGCGUAGUAGAGGAUCCAAUGUUGAUCCUUCAGAAAGGAUACUCUGUUACAAUAGUUUUAGCUGUUAUAACUUUUGGUCUGUCGACUCGCUGGAUGUUGUAUACUGAACAAGCACCUUUGGCCUGGUUGAACUUUGCUUUAUGUGGUUUGGUUGGAAUUUUGACGGCGUAUGUGUUUGUCUGGAUAACUAAGUACUAUACUGACUACAAGCAUGAGCCUGUCCGAACAUUAGCUCUGUCCAGCUCCACAGGACAUGGAACUAACAUAAUCGCUGGUAUUAGUUUGGGUUUGGAAUCGACAGCUCUGCCAGUGCUUGUUAUUAGUGUAUCUGUUAUUUCUGCUUUCUGGCUGGGCCACACCUCAGGACUGGUGGAUGAAGCUGGGAAUUCAACAGGUGGUUUGUUUGGAACAGCUGUAGCAACCAUGGGAAUGCUUAGCACUGCAGCAUAUGUUCUAACCAUGGAUAUGUUUGGGCCUAUUGCUGAUAAUGCAGGUGGAAUUGUUGAGAUGAGUCAGCAGCCGGAAAGCGUGCGCGAGAUUACUGAUGUUCUUGAUGCAGUUGGGAACACGACUAAAGCUACAACCAAGGGUUUUGCUAUUGGAUCUGCAGCUCUUGCAUCUUUCCUUCUUUUUAGUGCUUACAUGGAUGAGGUAGCUGCAUUUGCUCAUGUAGCCUUUAAGCAGGUUGACAUUGCCAUCCCAGAAGUAUUUGUUGGUGGAUUAUUAGGUUCCAUGCUUAUUUUCCUGUUCAGUGCUUGGGCCUGUUCUGCUGUUGGUCGAACUGCUCAAGAAGUUGUCAAUGAAGUUAGAAGACAAUUUAUAGAGAGGCCAGGUAUCAUGGAUUACAAGGAAAAACCAGAUUAUGGUCGGUGUGUGUCUAUUGUUGCAUCUGCAUCUUUGAGGGAGAUGAUAAAACCUGGAGCUUUGGCUAUUGUAUCGCCUAUAGUUGUAGGUUUGGUGUUUCGGAUAGUGGGAUACUAUACUGGACAUCCUCUUCUAGGCGCAAAAGUUGUGGCUGCCAUGCUGAUGUUUGCUACAGUUUCUGGAAUUCUAAUGGCACUUUUCUUGAACACUGCUGGUGGUGCCUGGGAUAAUGCAAAGAAGUACAUUGAAACCGGAGCUCUUGGAGGCAAAGGAAGUGACUGCCACAAAGCUGCAGUGACUGGUGACACUGUGGGAGACCCAUUUAAAGAUACGGCAGGACCUUCUUUGCAUGUGCUCAUCAAAAUGCUUGCAACGAUUACUCUUGUAAUGGCUCCAGUGUUUCUUUGAAAGUGAUAUUCAAACCAUCUCAAAGUAUACAGCCCUUUCUAGGGCCAUCGCAGACUGCUUGUCAAUCUAAUGCCGUAGGUUACAACUAUACGCGCGCACACACAUAUACAUAUACAUAUUAUUAUUAUUAUUUUGCCUGAGUUUGAAUAAAAAUUUAUUAAGCAAAUUUUAGUUUAUACUUAAAUUGUAGUUCGUAUA
Messenger RNA from Coffea eugenioides, 2953 nucleotides. RefSeq names its product pyrophosphate-energized membrane proton pump 3. The transcript has 16 exons. NCBI's taxonomy places the organism in Eukaryota, Viridiplantae, Streptophyta, Magnoliopsida, Gentianales, Rubiaceae. Bases 353 to 2755 code for a protein of 800 amino acids. Gene Ontology annotation, biological process: proton transmembrane transport. Gene Ontology annotation, molecular function: inorganic diphosphate phosphatase activity; diphosphate hydrolysis-driven proton transmembrane transporter activity. Gene Ontology annotation, cellular component: membrane. The record is from RefSeq and is a predicted model, not a curated record.